AUGACUCAUAGCUAUCAAUCCGUGGGCAAUGGUCAUCCGACGCCGUCAGGAUUCUCUUCCUCCCCUGUGCCACCUGCAAGCGAGUCGAAAUCAUCUUCGAGCUCCGUGUCAAGCUCGACAUACACCACGUUGGCCUUGACGUCCUCCACGCGCUCGACAAACGGUCAUCCGGUGCCUGCGAGAUUCUCAACGUCGUCACUUCGAGCUGUCAGCGAAACCACAUCGCCGACUGUGCACUCUUCCUCCCUCCAACAGCCCAGCUCAACGCACAGGGCGCCCUCCAGCACCACUGCCACACGCUCGACAGUGUCGGUUCCGCAGGCGUCCUCCAAAGGCAUCUCAGCGACCUCGUCAACUCACACCACUGGCAGCACGUCCUCUCGUGCACCGCACCCCUCUCCACCAGGCCAGCAGCCCUGCCGCUCCUCGCAUUGGGACUUUCGCUCCCUCCCUCGCUCCUCGAUCAUCUCCAACUGGGACACGACCUCCGCUGCCGCUUCCCUCGCAGACUUCAUCGACCUCUCCGGCACGCCCGCAGGCACGACGUGGGCUCUGACCAGCCAAGGCCUGGAGCUCUACCUCGUCAAGCCCAAGGAGAGCGGGACCGCCGCGCUUGCAGCCACGAUGUCAACAACGUUUGUGCUCAAGAUGGGCGCUAAGGUGACGGCGGAGAUGCAGACUUCGGGCGUGGGAGGGGCGGUCAGUACCUUGACUAUGUAUCAUCCGGGGCAGGAUGAGAUUGAUAUCGAAUUGCCGGGAGGGGUGUGCAACACCAAUUACUUCGUAGGCGGCAAGGGCCAGUCCGGCACUGGUUGGGAGUCGUCCAAGCUUGACGGGUCUGAAACUUCAGACGGUUUCCACUCCUACUCGUACGCCUGGGACGAUGAAGUGAUCCGUUUCGGCUUCGAUGGCGCCACGGUGCACGAUAGUCGACGUGUCAAGAACGCGAGUUUCUGGCCAACGCAUGGACAGACGUGA
Messenger RNA from Jaminaea rosea, 978 nucleotides. RefSeq lists its product as hypothetical. Bases 1 to 978 code for a protein of 325 amino acids. The record is from RefSeq and is a predicted model, not a curated record. Lineage: Eukaryota; Fungi; Basidiomycota; Exobasidiomycetes; Microstromatales. Gene Ontology annotation, molecular function: hydrolase activity, hydrolyzing O-glycosyl compounds. Gene Ontology annotation, biological process: carbohydrate metabolic process. The transcript is spliced from 2 exons.